Messenger RNA from Oncorhynchus keta (chum salmon), 1305 nucleotides. Its product is annotated as foot protein 1 variant 1-like. Lineage: Eukaryota; Metazoa; Chordata; Actinopteri; Salmoniformes; Salmonidae. Bases 1 to 1305 code for a protein of 434 amino acids. The record is from RefSeq and is a predicted model, not a curated record. The transcript has 2 exons.
AUGCACUCACAUUCUCUACCACUGGGACGGACUACCACGCUGUGGGACGGACUACCACGCGGUGGGACGGACUACCACGCGGUGGGACGGACUACCACGCACUGGGACGGACUACCACGCGGUGGGACGGACUACCACGCGGUGGGACGGACUACCACGCGGUGGGACGGACUACCACAUGGUGGGACGGACUACCACAUGGUGGGACGGACUACCACAUGGUGGGACGGACUACCACAUGGUGGGACGGACUACCACGUGGUGGGACGGACUACCACGCGGUGGGACGGACUACCACGCGGUGGGACAAACUACCACGCGGUGGGACGGACUACCACGCACUGGGACAGACUACCACGCGGUGGGACAGACUACCACGCGGUGGGACGGACUACCACGCGGUGGGACGGACUACCACGCGGUGGGACAGACUACCACGCGGUGGGACAGACUACCACGCGGUGGGACAGACUACCACGCGGUGGGACAGACUACCACGCGGUGGGACGGACUACCACGCGGUGGGACGGACUACCACGCGGUGGGACGGACUACCACGCACUGGGACGGACUACCACGCACUGGGACGGACUACCACGCGGUGGGACGGACUACCACGCACUGGGACGGACUACCACGCGGUGGGACGGACUACCACGCACUGGGACGGACUACCACGCGGUGGGACGGACUACCACGCGGUGGGACGGACUACCACAUGGUGGGACGGACUACCACAUGGUGGGACGGACUACCACAUGGUGGGACGGACUACCACGCACUGGGACGGACUACCACGCGGUGGGACGGACUACCACGCACUGGGACGGACUACCACGCGGUGGGACGGACUACCACGCACUGGGACGGACUACCACGCGGUGGGACGGACUACCACGCGGUGGGACGGACUACCACGCACUGGGACGGACUACCACAUGGUGGGACGGACUACCACGCACUGGGACGGACUACCACAUGGUGGGACGGACUACCACGCGGUGGGACGGACUACCACAUGGUGGGACGGACUACCACGCUGUGGGACGGACUACCACAUGGUGGGACGGACUACCACGCUGUGGGACGGACUACCACGCUGUGGGACGGACUACCACAUGGUGGGACGGACUACCACGCUGUGGGACGGACUACCACAUGGUGGGACGGACUACCACGCUGUGGGACGGACUACCACGCGGUGGGACGGACUACCACGCUGUGGGACGGACUACCACGCUAGAGGUGCAGGGGUCUGCCUUAAUCGACAGCCACAGCUUCGGUGCCCGGGGAGCAGCAGGUUAA